GCCGCUCAGCCAUGCUGGGACCAAAGCAGCCCCAGGUAGUGCCCACGGCGCUGAUGCUCCUGGCCCUGGGGGCUGGGUGGGCCCAGGAGGGCACAGAGCCCGUCCUUCUGGAGGGUGAGUGCCUGGUGGUCUGUGAGCCUGGACGAGCUGUGGCGGGGGGGCCAGGAGGGGCAGCCCUGGGAGAGGCACCCCCCGGAAGAGUAGCAUUUGCCGCGGUCCGAAGCCACCACCAUGAGCCGGCAGGGGAUGCUGGCAACGGCACCAUCGGGGCCAUCUACUUCGACCAGGUCCUGGUGAAUGAGGGCGGCGCCUUUGACCGGACCUCAGGCUCCUUCGUGGCCCCUGUCCGGGGCGUCUACAGCUUCCGUUUCCACGUGGUGAAGGUGUACAACCGCCAGACUGUCCAGGUGAGCCUGAUGCUGAACACCUGGCCCGUCAUCUCAGCCUUCGCCAACGACCCCGAUGUGACCCGGGAGGCAGCUACCAGCUCUGUCCUCCUGCCCUUGGACCCCGGGGAUCGAGUGUCCCUGCGCCUUCGGCGGGGAAAUCUUCUGGGGGGCUGGAAAUACUCCAGCUUCUCUGGCUUCCUCAUCUUCCCCCUCUGAAGGCUCUGGCCAAUCGAGGACAGAACUCAA
This is a messenger RNA of Sorex fumeus (smoky shrew), 635 nucleotides long. RefSeq names its product cerebellin 3 precursor (gene CBLN3). The record is from RefSeq and is a predicted model, not a curated record. Gene Ontology annotation, molecular function: protein binding. Lineage: Eukaryota; Metazoa; Chordata; Mammalia; Eulipotyphla; Soricidae. Bases 12 to 605 code for a protein of 197 amino acids. The transcript is spliced from 3 exons.